Mauremys reevesii (Reeves's turtle) is the source of this 756-nucleotide messenger RNA. RefSeq names its product zinc finger protein 316-like. Gene Ontology annotation, biological process: regulation of DNA-templated transcription. The record is from RefSeq and is a predicted model, not a curated record. Bases 304 to 756 code for a protein of 150 amino acids. The transcript is spliced from 4 exons. Lineage: Eukaryota; Metazoa; Chordata; Testudines; Geoemydidae.
UAACAUUGCUCCAAUUCCCGCCUUUGCAGAAGGGACCGGACCGGGAGCCACCAACAACCAGGAACCGACUUCCCCGCGUCUCCCCAGCGGCUCCCUCCGCCCCUCGCUCCCCGACCGGGCUGAUUGAGGGUUAAACCCGCCGAGCUCCGGGUCCCGCCCCGCCUAGACGCGCCCAGUAAUUGCUGCGGGGGGCGGGCUCGGGGCGGGACCGUCUCGUGCCCCGCGGAGCCCUGGGGGCCGAGCCCGGCCCGAGCGGCGCGUGCGGAGCGAGCCCCGCAGGCUGCAGCCCCAGCGCCCGGCGCGAUGUCGGUGACGUUUGAGGAUGUGGCCAUGUAUUUCUCCCCAGCGGAGUGGGCACUGCUGGGCAAGGAGCAAAGGCAACUUUACAUACAUGUCAUGUGGGAAAAUUACCAGAUUCUGGUCUCGUUAGGAAUCCAGACUCCCAAGCCAGUGGUGAUCUCCAGCAUAGAGCGAGGGGAAGAGCUGUGUGUCCAGGGUCCCACAGAAGAGGAACAUGGGGACAUCCUGAGAGGCAUCCGCCCAGAUUUUCCAGAUGCAGAGGAGACUUGGGACUGGCCAGCAAUUGAAAGCUCCUUGGGCUUCUUCCUCACACAAAGCUCUUCCCCGGGAGCAGGUAGGGAACCAGCUCUGCCCUUUCCAGCAGUGGGAGCUGGAGAGCUCAUUUCAGGAAUCGUCCAUCAGCUGCAAACUCUCCCCUCACAGAGCAUUACAAUAGGGAUUGAAGCCCAGACAUGA